Molecule: messenger RNA, 1285 nt
Organism: Drosophila eugracilis
Lineage: Eukaryota; Metazoa; Arthropoda; Insecta; Diptera; Drosophilidae
Exons: 4
Coding region: 219-596 (125 amino acids)
Source: RefSeq, a predicted model, not a curated record
UCUUGGCGUUCACAUCGAGAGCGAUACAGAGAGCAACAAGUAAAUCCCAAGCCAAAGGAUCACUUCAGAGUUGUUUGCAAAUCAAGCCAUUAGUUCGCGAAACUAUCCGUUUGUCAAAGUUCCUGGCGCCAGAUUUUCCUAAUUUACCGACGCCAAUUCAAUUGCCGGCGAUUCCCAUUCACAUCCAGUCGCAAAGUAUCGUCCAAAAGCCCUUAAAAAUGAUGAAAUUCGUGCAGAUAUUGUUAUGCUACGGCCUGCUCCUGACCCUGCUUUUUGCCUUCAGCGAGGCUCGCCCCUCGGCAGGUGAAACAGGACCGUCUUUUAAGGACUCCGAUGGACUCGAUGGCCAGGAGAUUGAGGACGUGCGAGGCGCCUACGGAGGAGCCUAUGACAUGCCAGCCCAGGCCAUCUAUCCCAACAUACCAAUGGACCGACUGCAGAUGCUCUUUGCUCAGUACAGGCCAAACAGCUACAGUGCCUAUUUGAGGAGUCCCACCUAUGGCAAUGUGAACGAACUUUACAGGCUGCCGGAGAGCAAACGUCAGGUUAGAUACCGGCAGUGCUACUUCAAUCCCAUCUCCUGCUUUAGGAAGUAAGUCCCUGACCGGAGAGGAGGACUAACCCACGUAGCUCUUGGAUAAUUUAACCAUUCAAGCAUUUCAACAAACCAAAAAAAUAGGCCAAAAAUGAAGUUUAGCAUAAUGGAUCAGCAAACAAACAAUUUAACGCAAAUAUUUAGUGCAAUUAAACUAAAGCUAAGACUCAACUAUAUCCAUAUAUAUACCGAUAUAUAUAUAACGUAUCUAUUUAAAUGUCUAAAAAUGAAUGCAAAAACGUUCCAUUGUAGUUACCAAAAAAAUAAAUUAUAAAUUUAUUUCAAUGUUAGCACAAAAGUCACAAAUUUUAAUAUUUCGUUUCUUGAUUUACGCUUUGCAUAUGGUGUGGUAAAAUAAAGUUAAAUGCUUCCUAAAGCUAAUCACAUAAAUUCAGAAUAAAUUCCAAGUAAAUGUUUGCUUUUGUAAAUUUAAGUGUCCCCCAGCUCUUGUAUGAUACAAAAUAUUAUAAAGAAUAAAAACCAGAGGAAUGCAAUUUUGGUGUCGUUUAAUAACCGUAAAAAACUAUACAUGUAAAAUACAGUUCUAAAAUAAAGUUAUUGGUAUAUAAAAUAUAUAAUAAAUAAAUGCGCCCAAGUGUUAAAUUGAAGGUUUUUAUACUCUUUAAGGGAUGGCUUAAUUUAUUAUCUAUUAUAAUAUUUAAAAAUUUGACUGGAAGGUUCUAGCAACUA